Rhipicephalus microplus (southern cattle tick) is the source of this 405-nucleotide messenger RNA. RefSeq lists its product as uncharacterized. The record is from RefSeq and is a predicted model, not a curated record. Lineage: Eukaryota; Metazoa; Arthropoda; Arachnida; Ixodida; Ixodidae.
AUGUGUGCCGUUUGGAAUGGGUGGCCGGCUUCAAACGGUGAAGUCACUGUGAUAAUCACAUGUUCUGAUGCCCGCUGGCAAGGGGUCUUUUUUAGGAAGGCUUACUCGGUGCCAGAACAAUGCGGCAAAAAUCCGGCGGAACACUAUCAAGGGGAGGAUUGGGAGAAAGAAUACGCUUUGCCCGAUGGCUCUACCGCAGAGGGCAGAGGCGACGACAAGAUCCCAAAGAAUAAGGAGCAGAAGAGAGUACACUGGGAAGAAGAUGACCGGCUGGUGACUGUGCAUACUCUGCCAAGCCAAAGCAGUUCCCCCAUGAAAGUGGUGCCAGAAAGCCACCAAAAAGAAGACCAGCAUGAAGGCAAGUUCUUUUUCAUGUUUCAUGGGGACCUCAACGCGAAGCAUUAG